Haliotis rubra (blacklip abalone) is the source of this 687-nucleotide messenger RNA. RefSeq lists its product as uncharacterized. The record is from RefSeq and is a predicted model, not a curated record. The transcript has 11 exons. NCBI's taxonomy places the organism in Eukaryota, Metazoa, Mollusca, Gastropoda, Lepetellida, Haliotidae. The coding region runs from base 1 to 687 and encodes 228 amino acids.
AUGUUGGUGAUGUGGUUCGUGCUCCUCGGCGGGAUAUGUGGAUUACAGGCUAUGAGUCUGGACAGAACUGGACAGGAAUCCUUCCUGAAGAGAGUGACUGUGUGUAAGAGCGUCAAUGUGUUCAGCAGUGUGACUGUGUGCAGGAGUGAGAGUGACUGUGCGUUCAGGAGCGUGACUGUGUGUAGGAGCGUGACUGUGUUCAGGAGAGUGACUGAGUGUGACUCUGUGCAGGGGUGUGAUUAUGUGGAGUGUCACUAUGUGCAGGAGUGUGACUCUGUGCAGGAGUGUGAUUAUGUGGAGUGUCACUAUGUGCAGGAGUGUGACUCUGUGCAGGAGUGUGAUUAUGUGGAGAGUGACUAUGUGCAGGAGAGUGACUAUGUGCAAGAGUGUGACUAUCUGUACAGGAGCGAGAGUGACUAUCUGCAGGAGGGUGACUAUGUGUACAGGAGAGAGUGUCACUAUGUGCAGGAGUGUGACACAGCGCAGGAGUGUGAUUAUGUGGAGAGUGACUAUGUGCAGGAGAGUGACUGUGUGCAGGAGAGUGACUAUGUGCAGGAGUGUGACUGUGUGCAGGAGCGUGACCAUGUGUACAGGAGAGGAAGUGACUAUGUGCAGGAGUGUGACUGUGUGCAGAAGCGUGACUGUGUGCAGGAGUGUGACUGUGUGCAGGAGUGGGACUAUGUGUAG